UGUCCACCCAUUCCCCUCGCCUCGCCGCCGCGGACUUCCCUUCCCGCACCCGCAUCAAAUUCCUCUUGUUCCGCGGAAUUUCCCUUGCUAAUCCUGGUAUCUCCUGUCGCUAAGCCACUCUACUCCGCCUAACCCCCGCUCUGAGCUCACCGGACUGGCGGCUCCGUCCGGCUCUCUCAGCGUGCGCGUGCUCGUGAGGAGGGCUCUUUCGAAGCGUGUGAAUCCGGUGGGCGACGUGAACCAGGGAUGGAUUUCCCGGGAGGAAGCGGGAGGCGGCCGCAGCAGCAGGAGCCGGAGCACCUGCCGCCGAUGACGCCGCUCCCGCUGGCGAGGCAGGGGUCGGUGUACUCUCUCACGUUCGACGAGUUCCAGAGCUCGCUCGGCGGGGCCGCCAAGGACUUCGGCUCCAUGAACAUGGACGAGCUCCUCCGCAGCAUCUGGUCCGCGGAGGAGGUACACAGCGUCGCGGCCGCCAGCGCGUCGGCGGCGGACCACGCCCACGCCGCCGCGCGGGGGCCCGUGUCCAUCCAGCACCAGGGCUCGCUCACCCUCCCCCGCACGCUCAGCCAGAAGACCGUCGACGAGGUCUGGCGCGACCUCACGUGCGUCGGCGGAGGACCCUCCUCCGGCUCCGCCGCGCCCGCAGCGCCGCCCCCGCCGGCCCAGCGGCACCCGACGCUCGGGGAGAUCACGCUGGAGGAGUUCCUCGUCCGCGCGGGCGUGGUGCGGGAGGACAUGACGGCGCCGCCGCCCGUACCGCCGGCGCCGGUGUGCCCGGCUCCUGCUCCGCGCCCGCCAGUGCUGUUUCCCCAUGGCAAUGUGUUGGCUCCCUUGGUGCCUCCACUGCAAUUCGGGAAUGGGUUCGUGUCGGGGGCUGUCGGUCAGCAGCGAGGUGGUCCCGUGCCCCCCGCGGUAUCGCCCAGGCCUGUGACGGCCAGCGCGUUCGGGAAGAUGGAGGGAGACGACUUGUCAUCCUUGUCGCCAUCACCGGUCCCGUACAUUUUCGGUGGUGGGUUGAGGGGAAGGAAGCCACCGGCUAUGGAGAAGGUGGUUGAGAGGAGGCAGCGCCGGAUGAUCAAGAACCGGGAGUCGGCCGCGAGGUCGCGCCAAAGGAAACAGGCAUAUAUGAUGGAGCUGGAAGCUGAAGUGGCAAAACUUAAAGAGCUGAAUGAUGAAUUGCAGAAAAAGCAGGUUGAAAUGUUGGAGAAGCAAAAGAAUGAGGUCCUGGAGAGGAUGAGACGGCAAGUUGGGCCAACGGCAAAGAGAAUUUGUCUGCGGAGGACAUUGACAGGUCCAUGGUGAGCUGUAGACCCGUACGGCUGUACCUUAGCAGUAUAUAUGUGGUAGGUGAAGGUGAACACACAAUGGCCAGAGUUGCCGUGGUUGACACAGCCAUUAAUCCGGAGCUUCAGUCUCGUAGGCGGAUAGAUUGCCUGUGAUUUCCACUUCAUAGGUUUUGCCCAUUUGCAACAACAAAAAAAGAAAAGAAAAGGAAAGGAAAGAAAGAAAGUUCGGGCGAAUAGAGGAGUUUGUAUGUAGAAAGAAAGUUUAGAUUGUUUGACUUAUAAUGCGAGAUGAAGACUUAUUUUGGGACGGAGAGAGUAUAUUGCUUCUUUAGGCUUUCUGGUUUGGUGAUAUAGGGUAUAACUGUAUCAUCAGUCCUUGUGCUUUGGAAAACGGAAAACCAAUUUGUGAUGUAAACUUCAGAACUGCAGAUGUCCGCUGUGCCCAAACUUGUAGAGAUUGCUUACGAAAGGAAUACGUUGUUGUACGCUUACAGUUGGGGAUGUUUGGUUUGCCACCCAGAUUUUGC
This is a messenger RNA of Zea mays, 1813 nucleotides long. RefSeq lists its product as uncharacterized. Lineage: Eukaryota; Viridiplantae; Streptophyta; Magnoliopsida; Poales; Poaceae. Gene Ontology annotation, cellular component: nucleus. Gene Ontology annotation, molecular function: DNA-binding transcription factor activity. Bases 247 to 1302 code for a protein of 351 amino acids. The record is from RefSeq and is marked validated. The transcript is spliced from 4 exons. Gene Ontology annotation, biological process: positive regulation of DNA-templated transcription.